Messenger RNA from Porites evermanni, 8055 nucleotides. The record is from the annotation of a GenBank genome assembly. NCBI's taxonomy places the organism in Eukaryota, Metazoa, Cnidaria, Anthozoa, Scleractinia, Poritidae.
UGAUGACGUAGUGGCUAGACACUUCCACUGACUCCUCUAGUUACGGUCGCUUUUCGAACAAAAUGUAAGCUAAUGCGGAAAAUUGAUGGCUUAUUCUCAAAGGAAGGUUAAGGGAAGGUUUGCAGGAAAGGUAGAGCAACUUGCUUGUUAAAGAAAUCUCGUAAUCUGCAAGAUUCAUGGGACAGGAAGUCUUUAUUAACACUUUUACAAACAACUAAAUAUGGCGUCUGCAAGCCUGGCUUCAAAUGCUCCAAGAAGCUCUUCUUGCUCGACAGGUGAGUGGACUGACAGGUUGGACUAGACUUAAGCUUACUAGUUUAUGAGAAUAACCCAUGACUUCUGUGAAUCUUUUGCCCCUUCGGAGAUUCUGAAAAAUGUGCAGUGAAUAUUGUUGUUAAUAUUGUUGGGCUUGCAAACUCGAAACGAGCAGAUAUUUUUUAACAAAAGCGACCAAGGGAUUUUGUUCAAGAGUGUUAGCGCAGUUGUUUCUGCCAUAACCUAAAUAACAGAUGAAAAGUCAAAUGGUCGUAAGUCGAUAGUUUUAUCUAAUUUUAUGCACCCCGUGAGACCUUCGACAGUCGCCGUGAAGCACUGAAUAAGCUGAUUCUUUCAAAGCGUUGAACUUUGAAAGCCUUCUCUCGUCUAUGCUUUACAAAAGUCGCCGUUAUCUUUAUAAUCGGAUGGACUUUAAUUUGCCAAUCAAUUUUGUUCGUUAAGUCCCUGUAUAUUUUGCUUGAUCUUUUGAUAACUUCAUUAGCAUUAUUCAUUACCAGUUAAAUGAUUUUAAUGCUAAGUGAGUUCUGUAUGUCACUUAAGACCUUGCUAAUUAGUUUUGAAUUUAUAGUUUACAAGGACAAUCAGAUAAAACGGUUCUAGAACUGUGCUUUAUCAACGAUCAGUUUUAAAUUGCUGAUGUAGCACAUAUCAGCUUUGUAAAAUGUAAAACUUUGAAAGUUUUUAUGUAAAUUAGCAAGGAAAGUCUGGACUAACAGGAAGUGCUAAGUGUGUGGAUGGAAAAGUUUGUAUGAAAUUUGAUAUUUUUUUAAAAUUUGAUCUGUUAAAUGGCUUUUAGCCAAACCUCUAAAAAAGUGUAACUUCGUAAUGGUCAUGGGACAGAUCAAGUGAAAAGUAUGGCGAUGUAAGCAGUUUUUGAUCUUGUAAUUUCUGAGAAAUGGUCUAUUUUUGUUGCCAUGGCAUUACUGAGUCUCACAAAGGGUUUUCUACCACCAAUUGUUUCUUCCCUUUUAAGGAAAAAAUACUUAAGAAAUAGCACAUCAGAGUUAUUUUGCCAUGAUGGAAAAUUAAGCUCACAGAUGCUGAAUUCAUGCUGCUGUAAGUUUUGUUUCUUUUUCUCUGAUCUCCAAAUCAUUGGCUCAAAGUCAACAAAAGUAUCUUAAUUAUAGGAGACAUUUUGUUAAAAUUUAGUAUCAUCUCGGUUGUUAUUGUAUUCUACCCAACUUGGUGAGUAUAAAACUAUUGCUGAGGCUGUAGUAGAGAUGUAGAGUAAAAACUUUAAAGAUUAUUUUCUUGUCAUCUUUACUUCUCAUAUUUGCUAAAUUCCUGUACAUAAAGUAAAACUCUACUAGUGUUCUGCUACAAAUGCCACAUUUUUAUUUAUUGGUUCAUAUGCUUGAUAUCACUAUAUUGUAAACUGCACAAUACAAUAUAGUAUACCAACAGUUGUAAUCUGCACAUUGUGUUUAUAAUUAAUAUUAAACUGUUAACCACUGAGCUAAUAAAAUUGUAAAAAUGCUCAAUGUGUUGUAAUCUCCUGAAGUGUUUGCUGUCCAAUAAUUGUUUGCAAAGUGUGGAAGUCAGAACCAUCUCAGUCAAUCUUCCCUUGUUAACCAAGAAAUUGAAUAAUCAAAAGAGUAUAUUGCCAACUCAGUAGAAUAUUGUAAAUGGGAUUUUAAACCCUUUGGGAUAAUCAGAUGGUCAAUAUGGCACUAAACUCAAGUGAAUUAUCCAGUUUUGUGCUGCGUUAUAUAUUUCAUGAAAGCUUUUAAGCCAGAAAAUCCAAAAAGCAGUCUCACUUUUACUGUAGCAGGGCUGUCACUAAGAUUUCAAGUCGCUGGGUAAAUACAACAAGUAGGCAGCUUGGGAUUUGUUUUGGUUCUAUUUUUCUUCUAUUUUCCUAUGAAAGUAGCUGAGGGCCACGUCCUUAAUAGUAGCCAGGGGAAAUCCCUGGCCCCUGCUUCUUAAUGACAGCCCUGACUGUUGUGCAGCUGACAAAUUGUACAGUGUUGGAGUAAUACUAGGAACAUAUGGCACAGAUUUUUGUGGAUGAUUGAAGCUGUAUGCUUGAAAAACAGAGAUGUGGACUGUUUGCUAAUGUUUCACAACUUGCCUUAAGUAGCUUUGCAAACAAUCUGUUUCAUGAAGGCAAGAAAUGGUGCAAAAUAUAUUGCACAGUUUACAAGAUACUGUGUAUAAUUUAAUACUUUGUAGGUAAAAUCUAUAAUUCUCGAUGUAUAAAGCAAGUAUUCAACCUAUUACUGUUUGUGAAUUGUGUUAGAGUUUUAGCUUGUAGCCUAUAAGGUUGAAUUUAAUUAAGUGCUGGUUUUGUGUGAAUAUAGAUUUUACAGAAUUUGUUGUGCAGUAAAAAUUAAGUCCUCACGAUCUAUCAGCUCUAAUUAGAUAAUGAAUCAAUUCAAAGAGGACAGACUGCAAAUUGUUGUAGCUCAAAAUAUCUAAAAGUUGAAACUGUUCUUCGGUAGGAUGCGUAAAAUGUAUGCAAUUACACAUUUGGUUUUGGCCUCAUUAAAUCCUCAAAAGAGAGAUAUCUGAAAAAAGUAUGUUACAAGUCAAAGUUAAAUAAUUUCAGGUUUAAUUUCUUAGCCUAAUGCUCCAUUCACACAAACUUAACAUGUUUAAUUAAACCAGGCUUUUAAAAAUGAAACGCAGAUACUGAAAACUGGAAUGCAGGUUUUCACACAGGAUUCAAAUGAAACUCAAUAUGUUUUGUAAUUUGCACUAAAUUUGCAAUUAACUAAGUCAGUAAGCAGCUUUUAUGAAGAAAACAAUUUAAACUGUGUUUAACUAAACAGCCUUUAAUUAUGACUUGUUUAAUGUUUGGUGUGAGUGGGACUGUUGUUUAGCAAUUUUCUUUGUCUCCUAACCCUAGUUAAAAAUAUUAUUAAAGUAACCUCACCUGGAAAUGCCGCGUCAUAUUUGAAAUAGAAUGCCUAUAGAAUACAUAAGGAAGCUCACUUUUCAUUUCUAUCAACUUUGAUUAUUGAUUAUUGAUUAUUGAUUAUUAUUGAUUAUUGAUUAUUGAUUGAUUAUUGAUUAUUAUUGAUUAUUGAUUAUUGAUUAUUAUUGUCAACUAAUCUACUGAAAUCGCUAGUUUACCUUCACCUUCAACUUCAAGUUUUGUAAAGAGUAAAAAAAACUGUUCUGUUAUGAAUAUUUUUUCUAGAUAACAUGUCAGAAUGUAUUGUUCACAAUGAAAGUCUCAGGUGUCGUUGGAUGGUUCAUCAAUCAUCAUUACUGCGCUCCAGAUCCCGUCGUCCCCUAUCUUUAGAUGACAGUCGUGUUGCUGAAGCUUGCUUAGUCGACAGUCCACUUGAUAUGUCUCAAUCGUUUAGUGAUGACUCUAGUGUAUUUUCGGCUUCACCCCGAUCCACUGAAGUACAUGGAAGUUCAUUGUUUGACUUGACUCCUACUAGACCCUUCAAUACAUCACCAAAUCCACAAAGACGUUUGUUCUCAUGUCCAGAAAGUGAGUAUAGUGUUAGUGAAAUUAGACACCAGUCAGACAUGCAUUAGUUUAAAGGCAGAAGCAAGGAUUUGUACUGUUGGUUGGUGCGCAGCCUUCUCCAUGGCAGGUCCUGAGUUUGAUUUCUGGGUGGGACGUCAAAUCCUUGGUUGUUUACCAUGCACUAAAAGUCUCUGGACCACCUGGUCAGAAACUAAAUGGAACUCAACUUUUUUGGUUGUCCUAGUGGAAAAUUUCUGGAAGCAACCAAACAUCUGAAAAGGCAGUCCUGUUUUUUCCAGAAUGGAAUGUUCCAAAGGGAAAUUUCUGUUCCAUUUCUUAAAAGCCAUCUUUGAUACCAGUUUCAGGCCUUUUUAGUUGUUUUUCCUUAAAUGGAACUGAUUUGUUCAAAUGGUAAACGUGAUUCCUGGAAAAUAUUUACCAGUUCUGAAUUUUAAUGCUUACCAUUGACCCAAACCACCCAUAAACCGACCGGUUUGCCAUUGUAAAUGGUAAACAAUCCUUCUUGUCUUUCCAUUGCAGCCUUAAGUAGAUUAAAUACCCAUAAAAGGGAGUACUGAUGGGGGAGGGGGGAUGACCACAACAUCAGCUUUUGUGUAAAUUUAACCCUGAAACUGGCAAUUUUACAUGUAUGUAUGAAAGGACCCCCCUUGGGUAGACUCUCUCUCCAGUUCUAUGAUUUGGUCCUUGGACUGUUUCAGUGCUUUCUAUAGGAAGGUGUUGUUGUGACUUGAUUUUGCGGUGGAUUUGAGUGGCAGCUUGCAUAAAAUCUACUGAUUUUUUAACUGCUGUAAAAUCCCAGUUUUUGUCAUCUGUAGUCAGCUUUAAGGAAUUGCGCUAGGUGUUAUUCUCUUCAACUGACCUUCAACAUGGAUCAAAACUUGCAAUUCUGAAGAUAAAUCUUCCAGCAAAGGAAAACUACCAGUAGUUCUAAUGACUCCUACAUGUAAUAGUGAUUGACUUGAUAUGAUGAAGCAACUUUGGAAGUCGAAUGCCCUUUGAGAGUUGUAAUUGUAAACGAUUUGGUAAAAUAUUGACAAUAAAUCCUUUUUCAUAUUUUAUUGCUGUAUUUAGAAGAGCAUUCUAUGACGAACAUUUUGAUAUUAUAGUUAAUGGCGCUGGGAGUCAUUGUUUAGAAUAAUAUUGAAGCUUUCAGCAUAUUUUCAAAACACAGAUGCAGGGAUAGAAUUUCCCAAAAAUGUUUUCCAGAUAAUUAUGGGUUAGACCAUAUCUAGUUUUCCCUAAUAACAUUAGUUAGAAGGUAUCUACUAUAUAUAGGUGAGCUGAUCCCAGUUGAAGAUUUCUCUGACUCUUUUGUAAAGAAAACGUACUGACAGUGGGUCCAUGGAUGAUUACUUUGCAGAUAGCAGCUUGACUACUCCUUCUCCACCCUGUUUGCAAUCAUUAUUUUAUGAUAUAAAUGAGGAUGUUGGAGCCUCUUGGAGAAAGCUUGGAAGGCAUUUACUAAUAAAGGAGUGUGUUCUUAACAACAUUAAUGAAGACUUCAGUGGUGUUAGCGAAAAGGCGAUUCAGCUUCUUUUCAAAUGGAAAGAAGAUAAUGGUGCUUCUGCGACACCUGAGGUGCUGUUUUCCGCAUUACUGCACAUAAGACGCACUGAUGUAGCCAAGAAGUUGAUAUCGCUGUUUCCAUCAUUGUUACCUCUGUCAUAUAAACUGGAAAAUGUUGUCACCAGUGACUGCACUCUUUAUUCCUCCUGCUCACUAAACCCAGAGAAUUUGACGGUUAAAAAAGUGUUACAGUCAAAAGAUGAAAAGGUAAUGCGGUUUACUGAUUAAGGUUGAAAUGUUAAGUAUCGCUACAUGUAAAUCAGAGUUUUAUAGUAAAUUUAUCACUUUUAUAAUAAUAUAAGCCUUGUCUUAAAAAACAUGUUAGGGUAAUAAUCGUUUUUCUUAUUAUCUGUGUAGGUCCUUGUGUGCUCAACUUCAGAGUCUUCUGAAAGAUUUCUCUUAAAACAAGUUGAGGAUAAAGAGAAUACUUUUGCUGUCAGAAAGGUAAAGCUUGAAAGCUGAACUGGGAGAGAAAUCUGGCAGUUUGUUGAAAGUCUUAAAAGAUAUGUGAUCCUGGUCUCAGUUGUUCAAAAUUUAAUGUUAGAUAGCGCUAUCCAAUGGAUACUGGUAACUCAGAUCACUAUCCAUUGGAUAAGUAUUAUGAAGAAAACUGUGUUAUCUGCUGAAUAGAAAUUUAUACAGUGAAUAGCGUCACCAACCCUUUAAACACCCCAGGCCUUGAGGCUAUUAAUUGAUUAUUUUAUUCUUGCACUAAUUUUUUUAAAUUAAUUUUUUUGACUUUUAUGUUUUCUCUUUAAACAGUGUUUAGACUGUAAGGCACUGAGACAACAGCACAAGCAGUUACGUAAGACUGAAGAAUUUAUCAAAGAACUAGAGAUGAAACAAAAAAUGGUCCAAGACCUGCUUAAUGUUAUUGAACAGCUCCAGAAUCAUCUUCUUACUCAACAUGAAGCCAUCACCCAGGAGCAAGUCAGUUGCCGCAACUGUGGGCAGUAUAAUAUCAAACAAGAUCUGGUGCUUAAGGAGUUGACACUUUUACAUCAUGAACUUAAAAGGAUGAUUAAAAGCAACCGUCGAAUCUCAUUUAGUGGCAUUCCUACUGAGAGGAUCUACAAUGUGGCAACAAGAACCUACACUGUGUGCGAGGAACACAAGGAAAUGCACACUGAACACAACAAAAGACGACAAAGCUUCUGUCAACAUCCUGACAACAUGACAGAAUCUGAUGAAGGUGAUGACUACAUUGAAGGACCAUUAAUGGUUAGUAUUCAUCCUCCAUUAGACCUCCAUUAAGCUGCAACUCUCUCUUAAGCGGCCUGUAAUCCAAGUCCUGAAGUAAUUUAUUGUAGAAAAAAUUGUAAAUGAAACCUAAAUUAAACAACCACCGUCUGUCAAGCAGCUGGAGUAACCUUCUAGCCAUCCAUUAAAAUAUUAAUGGCCCUCAUACACUUGAUACAUUUAAUUUGGCUUUAUUUUAAAAAAAACCUGAUAAAGCAAAAUACACUCCCAGAUAAAAGGUGAUGACUGUUUGUGGACCGGUAAUACUGCUUCGCCCUGUGUUUAUUUCAAAGUGAAGUGAUGUUUUUGCUAAAGAUUGGGCUAAUUUAUGAAAAACUGAGUGGGCAACCUCCAUUAAAAUGGCCACUUGCUUGUACCCCCAGGGUGGUGGUUUAACUGUAGUUGGAAUAGUGUUUGUAGUCAGUGAAGUCAGUCUGUUUAGCCAUUUAUAGCAAAUUGAAGGUGAAAUGUAAGAGGUGAUUCCUUGUUGUUCCUCUUUAGUGUACAAUGAGUGUGAUUACUCGUAUUGGACGGAGGCGCAAAGUAACCCAGUCCUUGAAACCAAAGAAGUCUAUUGCUGGGAACAAAAUGAAGGUAGGCUACUUUAUUUUUGGCCAUGUGGUGAAUUCUGUUGUAUUGUCAUUGCUGAAUAUUUUCGUUCAAGUUUUUUUUUUUUAUGGUAGAAGUGCUCAACAUCGUAGUGCUUUCUGUUGGGUAUACUGUGUAGAACUGCAAUCCUCCCAUCACUGAAGUCUGAGUAUGUAACACCCCACCCAAAAUACAUGUACUAUGUGUUGUUUGUGUUACAUCCCUUUGUUAGCUACAUAGAGGAUAUUACAUGGUGGCACGAAGAUAUGAAUUUUAUUUGCGAGUGCCGAAAACAAUAUUUUACGAACGAGCGUAGCGAAUGAGUAAAAUAUUGUUUUUGCCAGAAGAAAAUAAAAUUCAUAUUUUCAAGCUGCCGUGUAAUGUUCUUUUUAUUAUAUAGACAAAAAGACAUCGAUAACAUAAUAGAUUUUUAUUUGCCAAAAAGGAAGACGCUGACAAAUUUUGAGGGGAAAUUACCGAAAUUACGUCAUCGAUAAACUCACAUGUGAGAUUAUGGAAAAUAAACCAUUCGAGUCCCGGAUGUAGUUUUUGUGAAUUUUAUACAAGUGGUAUAUUUUCCAGUAAAACACUCGUGUCUAUAUAAUAAAUAUCAAUAAUCAAUGAUAUACAGCUUAGCCAUGUCGACAACAAAAAACAUGAUGGUAAGCCUGUGGUCAGAGUUAUGUAAUGGCUCAGAGCGAGCUGACUUGCAUAAAUUUUAUUUUUACAAACAGAGAAGCUUAAGUAAACAUUCUAAUUUAUUUCAGCUAACGAAGUCCAACAGCAAUCCUCUCUCAUCCACUGAAAACUUGGGGGUCUCAAAACGAAACAGCUACCUCCUUGCACAAGAAAGCCCCAUCAUGGUUUCAAGUGUGUCACAGUCACAGUCACAGUCUCCAAGAGACUGGUCUGGAGUCCCUGCUUUCACGGUACAUAUGUAA